This is a messenger RNA of Umbelopsis ramanniana AG, 1341 nucleotides long. RefSeq lists its product as uncharacterized. The transcript has 4 exons. Gene Ontology annotation, cellular component: piccolo histone acetyltransferase complex. NCBI's taxonomy places the organism in Eukaryota, Fungi, Mucoromycota, Umbelopsidomycetes, Umbelopsidales, Umbelopsidaceae. Gene Ontology annotation, biological process: regulation of transcription by RNA polymerase II. The record is from RefSeq and is a predicted model, not a curated record. The coding region runs from base 82 to 1236 and encodes 384 amino acids.
UUUCUGCACUGCAACAUCGCUGGGGGGCCCAGUACUUUUUUAUUAUAAAAACAGAGUCUGACUCAGCAAAGCCUGACCGUUAUGUCAAGCCGUUUUCGCGUUAAACGCCUAAAGUUUGAUCAAUCACUGGCCAUCCACCGCCAAUGUGAUCUACCUGAUCUCGAAGAUCAGCUCAAUGGUCAACGAUCAGCACCUCAGGUGGAAACUGGUGUCGAUAAAGAGGAAGAAGAGGAACAUCACUUGCAAGCUGCUAUAUCUGCGUCUCAUGCCGCUUAUACGACAGGAGGACAAGAUUCGCGUUUGUAUAUUCCUACGCCAGAUGCGUCCCAAACCAUUGAUUUAAAAGAAUUCCAUCGAUUGUAUAAAACUCCUUUCAACAACCCUUCGUCGUUCGUUCGAUUCUCCGCCACGGUUGAGGAUUCUGUAGGAUGUCUUUAUAUGAUGGACGAGGUUGAUGACGAGUGGUUGACUACUUUCAACAAAUCCCAUCCGAAGCUGGUCUUAUCUGAAGAUGCCUUCGAGUCCAUCAUGUGGCGAAUAGAGUCUGUCAGUCUUGAGAAGGUUCCUUACCUUGAAACUGAUAUAACCAAUAUCCCACCCUAUAGUGACUUCGAACCCGAAUUCAGCGUUAAACCCUAUACCACGUUCAAAGAGCAAGCAAAACAUGUUUACGAACAUUGGAAGAAGCGGCGUAUAAUACGCAAAGGCGCUCCUCUUAUUCCUUCUGUUAAAAUGGACGAAGCAUUGCGUGAUGAUAGUGAUCCAUAUGUCUGCUUUCGACGACGUGAGACCAAGCCAGUUCGCAAAACAAGAAGAACAGACCAACAGUCGAUGGAAAAGCUUCGAAAACUGCGUGCAGAAUUGGAAACGGCUCGAAGUCUGUUGGAAAUGGUGACGAGGAGAGAAAAACUUCGAAAGGAGAGCUUGCUUAUGGAACACAGUAUCUUCAAUCAACGGUGCAUGUUACGCGAAAUGCAGCAACAAUUGGAUAUCAAGGAUGAGCAAGACUUGUUUCCUAUCAAAAAGAAGCGGAAGACAGAGGCCUACUCAAGCACUAGGAUCAAAAUACCCAUUAACAAACUCAAGCGGGACGUUUACGAUGCUGAUAAAAAAUCGGCUGCUCAGGCCGCCAUUGAUGCAGAAGUGGCUCGUCGACGUGAGCGUAACCUUGGAUUUGAAGAUGUGACGGAUGUAUGUGUUAUGGCGUUAUUUGCAACUCUUUGUGACUUUGACUAACCAUCCAACCCAUUUCCUCAGUCCGGUUAUCAGCCAUUUUUGCCUUCUAUACCUUCUCAAUUCUUUCGCAACGUUGAUAAACCUAGUGAAUCAACUCCUCGACGU